AUGGUAGAUGAUGUAUUUCGUCUUUGUCAAGCCGUCUCAAAGGAAGAGGUGGAAGUUUUGAAGUACUACCUAGACCGCCACCCUCUGAGUCACACGAUGCAAGGAUGGCUGCCAAUGCAGCAACUUUUUGAGCCUCCCCCCGAUAUUGAAUCCAUCCAAAUAGGGGAUCACAUAGAAGUACUUGUGGGACAGCACAUAGGGAAAUCUGGUAUCGUACGCUGGUUUCCCAAGGCAUCAAACGAUCUAUGGUUUCAAGAUGGAUCAUUAAGUAUCCCAGUUCCCAUUGCGGCUGUUCGGCGGAUCCCCAACCUCCAAACACUGCGGUAUACGAAAGACAGGGGUUAUGAUGUCAAGCCCGGAGAUGUUGUGAGAGUCGCCCGUGGGCCAGAGCACCCAAUGAAAGGGGUCGUAUUCAUCAUCAAAAUACACAACACCAGCUUGGAUUCUUUUAAAAAGGACAUCGGGCAAGAAGUUUUUAUUGUUGGAGGUGACCAUAAGGGCUACCAAGCUACAUUGUAUAGUUUCAACUCCAAGGAUUGCAUCCUUGCCUUGCAUGGGCAGCAGCGCACCAAGAUGGAACUCAAAGACAUUGUUACCAGGUACGGGAUGAGGUUGAAUGGUAUUAUGCUCGAAGGAGCCGAUAUGAUAUCUUUCUGCGAGAUGCGGCAAAGAUCCUCAUCAGCUUCCAUCAUUGAUCCUAGCAUGCCAUCUUCCACGUGGACCUCGUGGACUGCUAACCCUGAGGAUCUUAACAUGGCUGCUAACCCUUUGUCUAGCGUCAAUUCCUCAAAGACUGCUGAACCCGACCCCUGGGCUGUUGAUAUCAAUGACAUGCUUGACACUAGAACGGAAGAACCUAAAGAGGGCCCACUAGCUUGGUUAAUGAACAAAGAAUUCUCCCCUAAAUUCACUACUUAUCACGCAAUGCUGAAAGUCUCGCCCUCCUUCAUGGGAGGCAGGCUACACAAUCGAUUUGUGUUGACAGCCUGUCCUGACCCCUUCCUCGGUCAGAAUGGACCCGCCCCUGAAGGCUAUGUUGCAGUGUUCUGCUCAUCGAAUGGCACAGGCGCUGUAAUUCAGCAUUAUCAUAUACCUGCCACAGAUCUGAGUCCAGCCCCCCUGUGCAAAAAGAACCAACAGUGUAUUAUUCUGGACGGAAGCCAUCGCGGUUCUAUCUGCGAUAUAGCUAAGUGCUACCUCAAGAAGAACACCAUUUGCCUUGUAGAGCAGUCACGCAUGAUUAUGUAA
Suillus plorans is the source of this 1248-nucleotide messenger RNA. RefSeq lists its product as uncharacterized. The record is from RefSeq and is a predicted model, not a curated record. Bases 1 to 1248 code for a protein of 415 amino acids. NCBI's taxonomy places the organism in Eukaryota, Fungi, Basidiomycota, Agaricomycetes, Boletales, Suillaceae. The transcript has 7 exons.